Molecule: messenger RNA, 1353 nt
Organism: Penicillium nucicola
Lineage: Eukaryota; Fungi; Ascomycota; Eurotiomycetes; Eurotiales; Aspergillaceae
Exons: 2
Coding region: 1-1353 (450 amino acids)
Biological process (GO): transmembrane transport
Cellular component (GO): fungal-type vacuole membrane
Molecular function (GO): transmembrane transporter activity
Source: RefSeq, a predicted model, not a curated record
AUGGCCACAGCUACUAAUACAAUGCCGACGACGGCAUUCGAGCUCCCCAACCUGGGACAAAAUACCGGAGAACGACAACGAAAUCUGAAUUCCUCCAAUGCCCAUGAAAUCGACGAGGUCAUGCAGCAGUCCCUCAUUGCAGACUCGCAAGUCCCCGACGGAGGCUAUGGCUGGAUUCUCAUCGGUGCAUGUGCCGUCGUGACCUGGUGGUUCGUCGGUGCCUCAUACACAUGGGGUGUGAUGCAAGCAGAGCUUGUGGAUAAGGAGGGAUAUUCGUCUUCGACGUUGGCAUUCGUUGGAUCGCUGUGCCCCGCUUGUAUUUCUCUUCUGGCUGUUCCCAAUGCCAGGCUGAUUGGAUUGAUUGGUGCUCGGACGACUGCUAUGACGGGUAUCUUUUUGCUCGGACUUGGGAGCAUUCUGAGCGGCUUUGCGACUCAUAGUGUCCCGGGUCUUUUCAUGACUUGGGGAUUUAUUGGUGGUCUUGGAACUAGUCUGUGCUUCAUGGUCGUCUCUGUCACACCGGCGCAAUACUUUAAAGCCAAGCGUGGUAUCGCCAAUGGAAUUGUCUACGCGGGUGGUGGUCUAGGUGGUACUGUCAUCAGUUUCAUCCUUGAUGCCCUCCUCCAAAGCGUCGGCAUUGCCUGGACAUUCCGAGUCCUCGGAUUCCUGAUCAUGGUGACGGGGCUGCCGGCCGCGUGGUUUAUCAAAGAACGCGCGCCCAUCAAGCCUGCGAAGAUGGUCGAGUGGAGUCUGUUCCAGGAUGUGCGCUUUGCAGUUCUUUUUGCCACUGGUGUCAUCGGCACAUUCCCACUCUUCGUACCGGCUUUCUUUUUGCCAUUGUACGCCAACUCUCUUGGCUUGCCAUCUAGUGCUGGUGCCGGUCUCGUGGCCGCGUUCAACUUUUCGUCUGCAAUCGGACGACUUUCGUGUGGAUUUGCGUGUGAUCGAUUGGGAUCGCUGAACACGCUUUUCCUGUCGUUGUUGCUGAGCGCUCUGAGUAUCUUCGUUUUGUGGCCUGUUUCUACUUCCAUUGGGCCUUUGAUUGCCUUCACUAUCAUCAAUGGUUCUGCGAAUGGUGGCUUCUUCUCGACUAUGCCAACUGUCGUCGGCAACGUGUUUGGCUCGGCGAGGAUGUCUGUUGCGGUGGGUAUGAUUGUGAGUGGGUGGCUUGGUGGCUAUCUUCUUGGUGCUCCUAUCGCUGGUUAUAUUUUGAAUGCUUCUGGUGGUCAGGCUGGCGGUGUUGGUGCUUAUCGACCGGCCAUCUUUUACGCUGGCUCUAUGGCCACGGUUGCGACUGUUUUGGCAGCAUUCGUGCGGAUCAAGGUUGAUCGGAGGAUCAAAAAGACUGUUUGA